Messenger RNA from Trichoderma breve, 1386 nucleotides. RefSeq lists its product as uncharacterized. Lineage: Eukaryota; Fungi; Ascomycota; Sordariomycetes; Hypocreales; Hypocreaceae. The transcript has a single exon. Bases 1 to 1386 code for a protein of 461 amino acids. The record is from RefSeq and is a predicted model, not a curated record.
AUGUCUGGAAACAAGCCAAGCCCGGUUGGCACCGAUGAAUCGGGCACGUGGAAAAAUACAGAUGUACCUGACGAAUUUGCUGCAAAUGGCUCAGGUUACAGUUCUGCCCCUAAACGCAGAAGAGGACCAACUCGAAGCCCAGCCGUACAGAAUAAAUAUGGCGGCCUGGCAACACCUGCUGCCGCCCAGCUAAAUGAUAUGAACGGACAUGGCGAAUCGAUUGAAGCUGCAAUUCCACCCCUUGCGAACGACUAUAUCAAUCCAACAGCUUCCGAAAGCUCAAUUUUGGAGGAGCAGUCUGGCGAAGAAGAGGAUACGAGGAUGUCCGAAAGAGGAUCUUCGAUAGGAGGGGAAAUUCCUACUUUGGAGGACGACGAGAUGUCUUUUCCGGAUGCGAAUAACAAUAUGACUGGAGACUCGCUGGGAUUGGAAUUGAACGCUGCUAGCAAUCAGAGCGACGAGGAAGACGAAUACAACACUGUUACCAGAGACAACAUCCUCCCAGUUGACUCACCACAAUCAAGUCGGUCGAUAUCAAGUGAUGACGAUGCGAUGGACACCGCAAGCGAAAUUGGAAAUAACAUCGUUUACUCUAUCAACGCAGAUUCGAAUCAAAACCCCGAGGUAAACAUUGAUGAGAUUCUUGCAGAACUUGAUUCCUUGAGGAAGAAAGUUGCGUCUCAAGAUGAGAUGGUGGAAGCAAUGCUUCAAGAAAAUGCUUCAUUAAAGAAACAGCUGGAGUCUCAAGAUGAGGGAGCGGGAGCAGUGCGUCAAGAAAAUGCUUCGUUAAAGGAACAGUUGCAGUCUUACACGGAGAUAAUUUCAGCAGGCGAAGCAGAAAUCGCCGCCCUCAAGAAAACAACAGUCAAGGCAAAUCCAUCUGGUGAUGUUGCUACGAAAACUGAGACCCCCGCUGGACAGAUUUUGCAACUAAACUACCCGAGAAAAGACGAUGAUAAGCAGAAAGUCAUCUCGUUGGAGAAGCCUUCAUCAUCGCCGCCAGCGUCUUCACUUGUGGCGCAAAAAGCUACAGCGGUUCGACGCGUUCAACCUUUUGUCGCUAUUGCAAAAGAUCUAUAUUUCGACUUCACUGAGGCAAUGAACGUGGGACCAAAGCAAGGUCCUUUAUCGGGUAGUACGACAUAUAUCUUCCAAAUCUGGGCACGAGCAGUAAUCACUUUUCUGGCAACCCCAAUUUGGACGUUGAUGAGUCUUUUCAUGUAUCUGUCAGUGCAACACGAGCAGAAUUUGUGGAUGCAGGCGAAUGCUCUGACUAGGAAGCAGCUGUUGGGACAAGUAAGCGGUGCAACAGGAGAUUGGACAGCAGAUUGGAUCUGGAACAUGGUUUUCACCGUUGGGAGCGUGAUAUCAUUGUGUAAGUUAUAG